Messenger RNA from Thunnus maccoyii (southern bluefin tuna), 2431 nucleotides. Its product is annotated as cytochrome P450. Gene Ontology annotation, biological process: cholesterol metabolic process; cortisol metabolic process; glucocorticoid biosynthetic process. The record is from RefSeq and is a predicted model, not a curated record. Bases 303 to 1892 code for a protein of 529 amino acids. Gene Ontology annotation, molecular function: oxidoreductase activity, acting on paired donors, with incorporation or reduction of molecular oxygen; iron ion binding; heme binding. NCBI's taxonomy places the organism in Eukaryota, Metazoa, Chordata, Actinopteri, Scombriformes, Scombridae. Gene Ontology annotation, cellular component: mitochondrial inner membrane. The transcript has 9 exons.
CUCAACAUUUUGACACGUCCACAACUAAGGCAAUGCUGCAGUAGAGGCUCAGAAUGUUUGAAGCUUUCAUUGUUUUCCUUCACUUCAGUGGUUAUGGUGUAGUAGGCUAUAUAGGUUAUGUCUAGUUGCAUUGUAGGUUUUCUCUCAGCACUCUUUGUGAGUAGCAAAGUCCACAGAUGAGGUUGGAGAUAGCCUACGUGCUGCGUAACUGCUAACAAGUAACGAUUAUAAUCAGCCUUCACAGAGAACAGACGCAGACGGGAACUGUCGAGCUUGUGUGGACCGCAGACACCGCCGAAAACAUGCUGAGGAAAUCUCUGGUAAACAUCGGAUUGCGAGUGAACUGUCAACAAAAUAAAGGCAUCCAGAGAGUGACGACGGGAUGGAAUCCAGUAAAUUAUGGAGGGAUCCACCGCCGCGACGCAUCCUCUUCCACCACCACCGUGAUGGGAGACAACACCAAACCAAAAACUAUGGAUGAACUGGGCGGACCAAGUUUCAUGACAACAUUAUACUGGCUUUUUGUAAAAGGUUACUUCAAAACGACGCAACAAAUGCAAAUAGAGCACAGCAAGAUCUACGGUCCCCUGUGGAAGUCCACAUACGGCCCUCUGGUCGUGAUCAACGUGGCCAGCGCCGAGCUGAUAGAGCAGGUGUUGAGGCAGGAGGGGAGACACCCGGUCCGGACAGAUAUGCCGCACUGGAGGAGCUACAGAGAGCUCAGGAACCAGGCCCAUGGACCCCUGACAGAGAUGGGGGCUAAGUGGCAGCGCAUCCGUAGCAUCCUGAACCCUCGGAUGCUGAAGCCCAAACAUGUCUCCUCCUACACCAACACCAUCAAUGAGGUGGUGACAGACUUCAUCUACAGAGUGGCUUGGCUGAGGCAAACCAGCGGCGGGGGAGUUAUGGUCAACAACCUGACUGAAGAACUCUACAAAUUUGCUUUUGAAGGGAUCUGUUCUGUGUUGUUUGAGACUCGUAUGGGCUGCAUGAACGAGGUGGUGCCCGAGGAAACCCAAAAGUUCAUCUUCUCCGUGGGGGAAAUGUUCAGGCUCUCCCCCAUCAUCGUCCUCUUCCCCAAGUCUGUCUGGCCCUACAUGCCUUUCUGGAAUCAGUUUGUGGCAGCCUGGGAUCAUCUCUUCAAAGUUGCUGAGGAACUGGUGCAGAAAAAAAUGGAGGAGAUCCAGGAGAAGGUGCACUUGGACCAGAAUGUGGAGGGAGCAUACCUCACACACUUGCUGCUCAGCGAUAAGAUGACCGUCACUGAGAUCCUGGGCAGCAUAACGGAACUACUGCUGGCAGGAGUCGACACAACCUCCAACACUAUCUCAUGGUCUCUGUACCAUUUGGCAAAGGAGCCAGAGAUACAAGAACAGUUAUACCAGGAAGUGAUAAGUGUUUGCCCUGGAGACAAAGUGCCAACCAGCGAUGACAUUGCUCAAAUGCCGUACCUGAAGGCCAUCAUCAGGGAAACACUACGGCUUUAUCCAGUGGUACCAGGAAAUGCCCGUCUCACUGUUGAGAAUGAGAUUGUGGUGGGAGAUCACCUCUUUCCCAAAAGGACGCUGUUCCACCUCUGCCACUACGCUGUGUCCUAUGAUGAGAAUAUUUUCCCCGAGCCUAACACCUUCCUGCCACAGCGCUGGCUACGGGGAGCGGAGGAAAAAUCCAAGCAGCACCCAUUUGGGUCAGUGCCGUUCGGUUUUGGUAUCCGGGCGUGCCUGGGCAGGCGGGUGGCUGAGCUGGAGAUGUAUCUCCUCUUGUCCAGGUUGAUAAAGCACUACGAGGUGAGGCCGGAUCCUGCUGGAACCACAGUCGAGCCGAUCACCAGAACCCUGCUUUGCCCUGCUAAGCCAAUCAACCUGCAGUUCCUGGACAGAAGAGUCCAGUAGGAGGAGCCGAGAGCAGCGGCAGGAGUUUCUCUGUGAGCUGUUUUAAUAUUCACACUGCGUUACCUUCCUGUCAACAAGCACUUGUUUAUAGAGCGUCCACAUCUUGAGGACUGGCUGGAAUGCUCUGAGACUGUGGCAUAAAAUACAAGCUGAUUGAAGAAGUAGUAACAGCACAGAGUAUAAUGCAGUAUGUAUAGUUUUUUCAUGUAAAUAUCAAUACUUUAACCUACAAAGACUGUUUUUCUCUGAGGAAUCAUUUAGUUUCAGUUCCAUUAAUGCCAUGUAUUUUCUCAGUUGUUUGGGCUGUCGGCUUGCAGCAGGAAGUGUUCUGGCUGCAGACAUGAGUAGGACUGACUGGAUCCUUUCUGUGUGGAGUUUGCAUGUUCUCCUCAAGUUCAUGUGGAUUUUCAAAAGAAAUACUAGAGUACUCCCGCUGCUAGCCUUACAGAAUAAGGCUUCCGAUACUUUUAUUAUUAAUUCUGGGGGGUUAAAAAAACCCAUGAAAAGACCAAAACCGACAAUGUGUUAGUCCGUCCACA